GCGACAAUUCCAACUGAAACGACGGCACUAUGCGUAUAUAUAUUCGGAAAUUGGCAAUCAUUGUUUGUGCUACAUUUUUUACCACUAUCAUUUUGCUAUCGGUGAUACGGAAAGACGAAAAUUCCGAAUGGUUGAAAAAAUAUCAAAAAUUGAAUUUUCCACGACCAAUUCCUCAUAUUUCUUAUGUAGAAAAACAAAAUAUUUAUAAGUUUAUGACCAAAGAUGUCGAUGUUUCUCAUUUCUUUGUACCACAUAUCAACUGGACAUUAGCGAAACAGUUGGAUCAAUAUUUAUUUGAUUUAAAUAUUUCGGAAAUGGUUGCAAAGGAAUGUCCAAAGAAUGAAACUUUGCGACAGUUUUGGAAGGAGAAAAAUGGAAAAAUUGUACCUGAAAGAGAUUCAUGGGAGAAAUUUUAUGCAGAUAUCGGCAGCUGUGAUGUUUACAGAGAUGAAGAGGUUGUAGAAAAGUUGUUAAAUGACCUCACCAAAUUACCACUGAAAUCUGUGUCCAUUAUGGAUGGUGGCACGCAAGUUAAGCUUAUUUUCACAUUUGAAAAUGACCAGCAAGCAGUUUUUAAACCUAUGCGAUUCGGCCGUGAUUAUGAAUCCGAUCCGAAUCACUUUUACUUCAGCGACUUCGAGCGUCAUAAUGCUGAAAUUGCAACAUUUCAUAUGGACAAAAUACUUGGCUUUCGACGUGCUGUGCCAACCGUUGGCCGUAUUGUCAAUUUGACGUCCGAUUUACGCGACAAAGCCGAAAAACGUUUGGCUAAGACAUUUUUCAUUUCGCCAGCCAAAAAUUUGUGCUUCGUGAGCAAAUGCGAUUAUUAUUGUGACACAUCACAUGCUAUUUGUGGUACCCCGGAUACCAGGGAAGGGUCAGUACAAGUAUUCCUUCCAGAUGAAACUAGUGUUCCCAGGAAGCAUAAUAGAUCACCUUACAGAAGAACAUAUUCGAAGAAGAAUCAAAUAGCUGAAUGGCAACGAAAUAUGAAUUAUUGCCGGGAAAACGUCAAAAAAAUGAAGCGUUAUGCUCAUGGGCGCACGUUACUUGAUCUUGUUGACUUUCACGUGAUGGAUUAUCUGAUUGGCAAUCAAGAUCGGCAUCAUUAUGAAGCAUUUUCUAUUUUCACGAAUGCUCCAUCUUAUGCAAUUCAUUUGGAUAACGGAAGGGCGUUUGGCAGAACAGAUUUUGAUGACGACGAUAUACUGUUACCGUUAAGGCAAUGUUGUGUCUUGAGACCCUCAACUUUCUUUACACUAUUGAAAUACUAUCGUGAGCCUAUCUCACUAACAAAAGCACUUCAUCAGUCGAUGUCAAAAGAUCCAUUAGCGCCAAUAUUAGCAUAUAAGCAUUAUCCUGCAAUGGAAAGAAGAUUGCACAACAUAAUGGUUCACAUUGAUAAGUGUAUUCGUGAAAAUCCCAAAGGUCCUGAAGGCGUCAUAAUGGCCGAAUAUCAUAAUAAU
This is a messenger RNA of Loa loa (African eye worm), 1466 nucleotides long. RefSeq lists its product as hypothetical. Lineage: Eukaryota; Metazoa; Nematoda; Chromadorea; Rhabditida; Onchocercidae. Gene Ontology annotation, biological process: protein phosphorylation. Gene Ontology annotation, molecular function: protein serine/threonine kinase activity. The record is from RefSeq and is a predicted model, not a curated record. The annotation marks the transcript as partial. The transcript is spliced from 12 exons. Gene Ontology annotation, cellular component: Golgi apparatus.